CCAAAGUUUAAUUGACGCGGGGGCUCUCUGAUCGGUGCAACCCUAGAGCUUGAAGAUCUUUUUCUUCUUCAAGAUGGGAAAUUGAUUUACAAAUUAGAAAUUUAGAAAUAUCAAUAAACAUAAGCGUAGUCGCUGCAGAUCAGGCAUCCCAAGAGACCUGAAUUUUUCCCGAGACAAAAAAGGUCGACUAUUCCCUCAAGUUAAGCCCUUCAAAUGGCUGGCAGAAAGCUGGUUCGCGACUUGUUACUGUCCAAGCGAUCUCUUUUUGUUCAAUUAACGUCUCGCCAGGCUUCAAGCACGAGGUUGCGUUUGCUUACUGCGGAUAGGUGUUCGAGUCUUCGUGGAUAUGGUGUCUUCAAUGAAUUCUCUAAGAAACUGAAAGGCGAAGCUGAUAGAAAUCCAGAAUUCCAGCAGUCUGUGAAGGAGCUGAAGGAUAAAGCAGAGGAGCUGCGAGGGGUAAAAGAGGGACUUAGAGAAAGAACAAAGCAGAAAACUGAGCAGCUGUACAAACAGGUUGAUGAAGUGUGGACAGAUGCUGAAGCUGCCGCAAAGAAGGUUUCUGAAAAUGUGAAAGAGAAGAUUUCAUUUGCUACUGAGGAGGUAAAAGAAACUUUUGGGAUUGGAAAGCAGGAUUCUUUAGGAUCUUCUGGUUCUCUGUCUGAACAGGAUGCUGAUGCAAAACAAGAAAGCCAGACCUCAUCCGAGGAUGAGAAACAUCAGAAAUCUGGGUCCAGUAAUGCUGCAGACUCUUUCUUUGGCAAAUUUAAGUCAACCAUUUCUUCCCCAAAUGUUUCUGUGGCCUUCAAAAAAUUGAAGGAAGCAAAGAUAGCCAACCUAGCCAAAAAAGGAUAUGAUAUUGUGAAAGAGGAGAUAAGUAGUAAUCCGACAAAGAGAACGCAUGUUCCUUUCAAAUCAAGUGGGGAAACGAGUACAAGAACAGAACUUCUUGUGGUGCCCUCACAACAAUCGUGGUGGGCUAAGAAGUUUGGUCAAUUUAAGGAGAAGGUGAAGGGCCAUCCUAUAUCCAAGCGAUUUGUUCAGUAUAGUGACCCUGUGAAGUCAAAGGGCCAGGAGAUUGUAGAAGACUUGCGUGAAAGAUAUGAGACCAGUGACAACCCCAUUAUUCACAAAAUACAAGAUAUAAAUGAUAGCAUGUUUCAAGAGUCAGAUGCCGCACUAUCAUACAAGGAAAUUUGUCAAAGAGAUCCUUAUUUCUCAUUGCCGGAAUUUGUGGGGGAAGUUCAGGAGGCAAUAAAACCAGUGCUUAAUGCUUACGUCAAGGGAGAUGUUGAAGUUUUGAAAAAGUAUUGUAGUCCUGAGCUCAUUGAACGCUGUAAGGCAGAACAUGCUGCAUACCAAAGUAAUGGUAUCUUCUUUGAUAACAAGAUUUUGCAUGUAUCCGAGGUUGAAGUGAGAGAAACCAAGAUGAUGGGGUCCUCCCCCUUAAUCAUCGUAAUGUUUCAAACACAGCAAAUCUAUUGUGUACGUGGCAGGAAUGGGUCAAUUACAGAAGGAGGCAAGGAUACAAUCCACACGGUUUAUUAUGCUUGGGCUUUACAACAAAUGGAAGCAGAAGAUCGAGGAGAAGAUUGCAUUUAUUUGAUGUGGAGACUAAGAGAGAUGCAACAAGAAGGAGUCCGAGCCCUCAUUUAAAUCACUCUAUUCAAAAACUGCUGAGGCUGUUGUAUAAUUAUUGCCCCCGUUACAUUCCUGCAAUGAUUCAUUGUCUUAAAAUUAGUCACGUUCUUAUUAUUUUUUAAUAAUAUGUCAAGCUAUUCUGCUGUA
Messenger RNA from Prosopis cineraria, 1785 nucleotides. Its product is annotated as mitochondrial import inner membrane translocase subunit TIM44-2-like. The record is from RefSeq and is a predicted model, not a curated record. Gene Ontology annotation, molecular function: protein-folding chaperone binding. NCBI's taxonomy places the organism in Eukaryota, Viridiplantae, Streptophyta, Magnoliopsida, Fabales, Fabaceae. Gene Ontology annotation, biological process: protein import into mitochondrial matrix. The transcript is spliced from 14 exons. Gene Ontology annotation, cellular component: mitochondrial inner membrane. Bases 214 to 1653 code for a protein of 479 amino acids.